UGUGCGGUGCGACGAAUGACGCUAGACUGGGCAGACAGUUGAUUCUUCGAAGUGUUGGCGAGUUGUUGUUCGUUCCGAGUUGUCAAACGGACGGUCCGUUCGCCCAUGGCCCUAACUGGAAUUAAUGUAUGCACCCAAUGUCCUUUAGACAUCCAGAAAACUUCGCAAUGGAUUUCCAGGAUUUCCAAUGGAUUUGCAAUCACCAGAGCCGUUCGAAAUUGUGUAAACAAAACAUUUUUACAUGUAGAAGGAAUUUAUCCAUUGCAAUAUUAAUAGCCACAGCUGGAGUCUUAUCUUUAAUAUCCAAAGCUGAGGCUAAUGAUCAAAAUGCACCUCCAAUUUUAUAUGUACGUGAACGCAACUGGCGUAUUUCAGAAGCAGAAAAAGUGGGACAAAUAAUAGAUAGUGUCCGUGCCGAGGAUCCCGAUGGUGAUGAGUUGAUAUUUGGUAUUGAGCCGCGCUUUCUGCCUCCACAAGGAAGUGACGUAGGGGCUAGCACACCGGAGAAAUUGCCAUUUCAUAUUGAUUCACAAACUGGUGUUGUCUAUCUUAAUGAAAGCCUGAUGGGUCGUGCCGGCCAGAACUUUCUCAUAUACAUAACUGUCACCGAUGGACUCUACACAGCGAAAAAUGAAGUUUUUAUCAACAUAUUGGGUCAGCGGGAGAAUAUGUAUGGCUAUCGACCGCAGACAUCUAUCUCGAAUGUGGUACACAACAUUUCGCAGUUUCUUCCCUCUUUUGAUCAACUGCCCGGCGUUCAGUCUAUCAGGAAUGGACUGCCAAACAACCGGCCUGCUUUCAAUUUUUCGCCUGGUCCUCAUGGAAGCAACAGUGGUAUACCUUUCGGUAACUUUUACCCACGUUUUCCGAGCUCCAAUGACAGAACAGAAGCUAGCUCUGAGGAAAAAAAAGAGACAACGGCCCCAACGAUAUUAGGCUCAUCGACGGAGAAAAGUCGUACCAAACUCACUCCCAUAGUAGAUAAUACUUCCACUAGGCCACAAGAAACAUCGACAAAGACGCUGCAAGAUGGGAGUGGGAAUACCAUAACCAUUUUUUCAAUAAAGUCUACCACCAUUCCAAUUGUUGUCACUAUUUGCGGCUUCGUUGCAACUGUUUCUGUCUUCCUCGGCUACAUUUGUCGUCAUCGGCUUUGCGCUAUUAGUAAAACCCUCAAGAAAUCAAAGGAGAAGGAAGAGCUGGCAAAGAAAUCUAAUCAGAGCCAAACAAUAAACACGCUGAGUGAUGAUGGACGCAAUUCAAUUGUAAUGCAGCAGUGGCAAGGGCCAGUCGCCUUUGCCAAUCGCUAUGUUGCUUGGGAGCUGGACCAACCGAUUCCGACAGUUGCAACGUCACAAUUAUCAACUAGUGUGAUAAACAGUUCUGAUGCUUCUGCUAUCGGGCCUGACCCGGUAGUAAACUUAAUGCCAGUGACUCUUAGGUCGGGAAACAGUUCAGUGGCACCGGAAAAUGGCUUGGUCGUCGAUACCAACAGUGAUCGCUGGGAAUUCCCAAGAUACCGACUGAAGUUCUUUAACAUAUUGGGCGAAGGUGCUUUCGGGCAAGUUUGGCGCUGUGAAGCCACAGACAUAAAUGGUUUUGAAGGCAUUACCACUGUUGCCGUAAAAACCCUAAAGGAAAGCGCCACUGAAGUUGAUCGAAAGGAUCUAUUGUCCGAGUUAGAGGUAAUGAAGUCGCUGGAGCCCCAUGUCAAUGUUGUUCGACUAUUGGGCUGCUGCACGGACAAAGAUCCGACAUUUGUUAUAAUUGAGUACGUAAAUCGAGGGAAGUUACAAUCAUAUUUACGAAACUCAAGGGCCGAACGACACUAUGGGAAUACACAUGGAAAAUCGAAUAUAUUGACAUCAUGUGACUUAACUUCUUUUAUGUACCAAAUUGCGAAGGGAAUGGAUUAUUUAACGUCCCGUGGUAUUAUUCAUCGAGACUUGGCUGCGAGGAAUAUUCUCAUCUCUGACGAUCACACAUGCAAAGUGGCUGAUUUCGGAUUUGCUCGGGAUAUUAUAACAUCAAAGAUUUACGAAAGAAAAAGCGAGGGCAAGCUACCAAUAAGAUGGAUGGCAACUGAAUCACUGUACGAUAAUAUAUUCUCCAUCAAAUCAGACAUAUGGAGUUUUGGUAUUUUAAUGUGGGAAAUUGUCACGCUCGGAUCGACGCCUUACCCCGGUAUAUCUGCUGCCGAUGUUAUGAAAAAGGUAAGAGAUGGAUAUCGCCUGGAAAAGCCGGAGCACUGUCGUAGAGAGCUCUACAAUAUUAUGUACUAUUGCUGGUCUCAGGAUCCGCAUGAGCGUCCCUUAUUUGGGGAAAUAAUUAAUAUGCUUGACAAAUUGCUGCACACCGAAAUGGACUACAUCGAACUGGAGCGGUUCCCCGACCACAAUUACUAUAAUAUUGUUAACAUAAGUGGAGAGAAGCUGUAGUUCUUCACAAUAUAUGUACAUUUCGCGUCACCCUAAGAGCUUUAUUAUUACUAUAAGAUACCGCAGUACUCAUAAUAAAUAUAUCAAGACACUCCAUCAAGUAAAAAAUGGAACUGAUUCUAGUUUGAAAACCGUCAAAGCUCGCAAAAAUUCUAGACUCAAGACAGCUAGAGAGAGAGCUAAAAAUUACUUCCGCGGUUAGGCAACCAUUUCCAGGUAACUUAAUAUCAGUCGA
This is a messenger RNA of Drosophila guanche, 2673 nucleotides long. RefSeq names its product tyrosine kinase receptor Cad96Ca (gene Cad96Ca). Gene Ontology annotation, biological process: homophilic cell-cell adhesion; protein phosphorylation; multicellular organism development. Gene Ontology annotation, molecular function: transmembrane receptor protein tyrosine kinase activity; calcium ion binding; ATP binding. Bases 129 to 2438 code for a protein of 769 amino acids. Gene Ontology annotation, cellular component: signaling receptor complex; membrane. The record is from RefSeq and is a predicted model, not a curated record. Lineage: Eukaryota; Metazoa; Arthropoda; Insecta; Diptera; Drosophilidae. The transcript is spliced from 11 exons.